Phodopus roborovskii (desert hamster) is the source of this 1485-nucleotide messenger RNA. It is a transcript of the gene Cd72, whose product is annotated as CD72 molecule. The coding region runs from base 41 to 916 and encodes 291 amino acids. NCBI's taxonomy places the organism in Eukaryota, Metazoa, Chordata, Mammalia, Rodentia, Cricetidae. Gene Ontology annotation, molecular function: transmembrane signaling receptor activity. The record is from RefSeq and is a predicted model, not a curated record. The transcript has 6 exons. Gene Ontology annotation, cellular component: plasma membrane.
GGAUUAGCUAGGAGACCUUGAGGUAGAGGUGCUGGAGGCCAUGGCUGAUGCUGUCACCUAUGCAGACCUGCGCUUUGUGAAAGUGCCCUUGAAGAACAGCAUCUCUAACUACUUAGGACAGGACUGUGAGGCCUAUGAGGACGGAGAACUCACCUAUGAGAACGUGCAAGUGUCUGCAGUCCCAGGGGGGCCGUCAGGCUUGGCUUCCCCUGCACUAGUGGACAAAGCAGGAAGUUCCCCUUCCGCAGGCGUUAGGUCAGAGCAGCCAGCUGCGUCAUGGAGGUCGGCGAAGUUGCCCGCUAAAGGGCAGAUUCCCCGUUGUCUCACGGUCGGCUUACAAUACUUCUUGCUGGGCCUUCUCCUGGUCUGUCUGAUGUUAGGGGUGGCUGCCAUCUGCCUGGGAGUUCGCUAUCUGCAGGUGUCCCAGCAACUCCAGCAGGUAAGCAGGAUUUUGGAAGCCACCAACAGCAGCAUGCAGCAGCAGCUCAGGCAGAAGACAGCUCAGCUGGGGAAGAAGGAGGUGGAUCUGCAGGAGUCUCAGACAAAGCUGACCGUGAGUCAGAGCACUUUACAGGAGAAGCAGAAAAUCCAUGAAGCCACUGAGAAGCAACUACAGGCCUGCCAGUCUGAGGGACAGAGGGCCAAGGAGAACUUGGAAAGGGAGGAGCAGCAGAGGAGGGACUUGAACCAGAGGCUGAUCAAUGUGCAGGACACACUGAAGCGCAUCCUCUCCUGUUCUUCAGAUACCUGCUGUCCGCUGGGAUGGACACAGGAACAGAAAAGAUGCUUUUACAUCUCAAGCACUCCCAGAAGUUGGGAGGAGAGCCAAAAAUACUGCACAUCUCUGUCCUCCCAACUGGCUGUAUUCAGGGAACCUACGUUUUAUCAAGUGAGCAUGCCCUUAUCCAUAUUCUGAAGUGGGUACCAUUGGUAAAAGGAGGUAUGUCACUGAGUUAGGAGUGCCAGUGCAUGUCUGCCACAUGCCAUGGUUUGCAUUGCUUCCCCGUGACAGAUAUGGACAGUCACACUAGUGCCUGUAGAUGUGGGACUAGCUUCAGCAUCUUUCAGUCUUGUGUUGUUCCUAUUGCUUAGCAUUGGUGAGAGCCGAUACGUCUGAACCAUCCCCACUUUAGUGUGUGUCUUGGCUUGCUGGCCUGCCCCUUGAUUGCUUAACUGUUCAUUGGCUCUCGUGCCCCUCAGGCAGAGUGGGGCCAGACCCUGACACUUGAUUACCCAAGACCAGAAGUUCACAGACUGACUCCACUUCAAAUUCUUACUCAGCUUGGAGGUGAAAUAGAGUGGGCUGUAUGUGGUGGCACUGGAAGGAUGCUGAGUAAUUAAUUCAUGUACUAAAUGGGCAUGGUCUUUUCCUAAGUAAAACACAGGCCUCCUAGGGGGUCCCUAUUUUAUUUCAUAUUCACAUUUCUUUUCAUAGACCUCUCUGAAAACCUUUCAGAUUUCUCUGCCCAGCAGAUUAAAGGAGUU